GCUAUAAUGACCGCCUCCGCCACCAACCCGCCGCUCUCAGACCUGCAGACCCUGCGCAACCACAUAGACACGCUCGCGAACCUGAACAGUCGACUGCAAACUCUGCGGCACUUCCCUGCGCUGCUGAUGCGACCUCCCGCCACUGCAUCACACAUGCUACCGCCGACCUCGGUCCUGGAGUACGAGUUCAAGGAGCUGAAGGAGAUCGCGCAGUCCGUCCGAUCCGAGCAGGUGCAGGACGCACUCAAGGCUGCACGCAAGAGCGAGGCGGCGGAACCCAAACUGGUAGGACUCGACGUCCGCAGGGAAAAUCUGAAACGAAGACGUCCGCCAUCGCCUGACUCGCCGCAGCCAUACCGCGCGACAGGGCCGAAAAGCAACGCGUUCCUCCCGGAAGGCGAGGAGGGCACGGUGCCCGUGGGCUUGGACGGCCUGCCUGCGUACAUCCGCGCGCACAACCAGACCGGCCGCAGCAAAUUGCACGUCAUCGCGCCCAAGAAAGGCCGGCCGCUGUCCUGCCCAGUCGUGCUACGUUUUGUCAUUCCGGACGUGGUCGCGAUCUACCUCACGCUAGAGCGGUCCGCCACAGAGGAACAGGCACUCGUGGUCGAGAGCGCGACGGCAUUUGGUCCCCGCGAGCAGAAGGCAACACAUUCGCAGUCCGAUUACACCGUGUAUCGGCAGCUCUCCCAACAGCUCGCGCGAGUGCUGCAGUCUGAGCCCUGGGCACCGUUACAAGCGAUCGUGAGCUUGCUAUGUGCGUAUGAGAACUUGUUCAGCGAGCCAUGCGUUGUGUGUGGACGCGUGCUCUCCGUGGAGAUGCACACGCCACCUUCCGUGCGCGUGCGGAAAGAGCCUGGGGAGGACUCUCCCUCGGAGUGGGGCGCGUACCAUGUUGCGUGCAAAUGGCGGUAGCCUAGUUCCUGGGCAAGAGACUGCCGUCGACGGCCAUCGGGUACUAUCCGGUACGUCGUAUCUGACAUUCUGGGGUCUAGAUGGAUGCUAUCAUCUACGGCUUAGGGGCACGAUCGAUAUGACUUUAUUGUCAAGUGCCACCCCUCUCUCCG
Messenger RNA from Trametes versicolor FP-101664 SS1, 1067 nucleotides. RefSeq lists its product as uncharacterized. The record is from RefSeq and is a predicted model, not a curated record. Lineage: Eukaryota; Fungi; Basidiomycota; Agaricomycetes; Polyporales; Polyporaceae. Gene Ontology annotation, cellular component: mediator complex. The transcript has 4 exons. The coding region runs from base 7 to 915 and encodes 302 amino acids.